This is a messenger RNA of Zychaea mexicana, 2261 nucleotides long. RefSeq lists its product as uncharacterized. The transcript is spliced from 3 exons. Gene Ontology annotation, biological process: long-chain fatty acid metabolic process. Gene Ontology annotation, cellular component: membrane; endoplasmic reticulum. The record is from RefSeq and is a predicted model, not a curated record. Lineage: Eukaryota; Fungi; Mucoromycota; Mucoromycetes; Mucorales; Lichtheimiaceae. Gene Ontology annotation, molecular function: long-chain fatty acid-CoA ligase activity. Bases 120 to 2162 code for a protein of 680 amino acids.
CAGCACCGUAUAUAAUACGUCUUGGUUCCAUUGUUUCCUUUCCCUUUUUCCUGUUUGCACACACACACCUCUUUCCAUACACAUAUACACCAGUUCUCCUUCACCAACCUUCGUACACCAUGCAAAAAGACGGCGACCUUAACAAACAAACGAUCCCACUGCCAAAUGCUGCACCUGGCGGAAGUGCUGUACGCCGUAAUGCUGCUUUCCCUGACCUUCUCGAGACCUUUACGCCCGGAAUCAACAAUAUCUAUGACCUUUUCUACCAUGGUUACAAAGUCUCCAAAGACAGACAGUGCAUGGGCAUUCGCCCCAUUAUUGACCCUGUCACUCGCAAACGCGCCGAUCACUACGAGUGGGAAACCUUUGAACAAGUAAAUCAGCGCAUUACUUGGUUCGGCAGUGGUCUGUUGGACUUUUUCAAAAACGAUUUGCAGUAUACCCGACUUGACCAAAUCCCACUGGGUAUUUGGUCUGUCAACCGUCCAGAAUGGCAUAUUGCCGAACUUGGCUGUGCCGCAUACAACGAGUACAUUGUUGCGUUGUACGAUACGUUGGGUCCCGAGACGGUGGAAUAUGUGAUCAAUCACGCUGAAAUCGAAACGGUGGUAUGUUCCAAGGACCACGUGUUGGAUCUUUUGAAGCUUCGCGAAAAGAUCCCACAGCUCAAGGCUAUCCUGUGCCUGGAUCCGUUUUUGAAUGCCGAGGAGGAGCGUGCUAUUACGGGAUGGGCCGUCGAAAAGGGCGUCAAGGUGGUCCAAUACUCUGAAAUUGAGGAGCGUGGCAAGCGAAACCCAUUGCCUCACAGACAUGCAAAGCGUGACGAUUUGGCCUGUUUGAUGUACACCAGUGGUACGACCGGCAUGCCUAAGGGUGCCAUGCUGACACACGGUAACUUGAUUGCUGCUGUAAGCGGUUCGGUCCAGGCCAACCCAACUUUGCCAACAGAUGUCGAAUUGUGCUAUCUUCCCUUGGCUCAUAUCUACGGUCGUCUGGUUGAUUUGGUCCUCCUUUGUGGCGGCGGCUCUUUGGGCUUCUUUAGCGGCACCGUAGAAACCUUGAUGGAGGACAUGCUGGUUCUGAAGCCUACGACAUUCCCAGCUGUACCUCGCUUAUUGAACCGUAUCUAUGCCAAGAUUGCCCAGGUUGCUCAGGAACCAGGACCGAAAGGCGCUUUAUUAAGAUGGGCUAUCGAGACCAAGCUCAAGAAUUUGCAAGAAGGACGUGGCUAUGAGCAUCCAGUCUUGGAUCGCCUCUUGUUCAACAAGAUCAACAAGCAGGUGCUUGGUGGCAAUGUGCGUUAUAUUAUUAGUGGCUCUGCACCUAUUGGCGUUGAUGUACUGCAGUUCUUGCGUGUUGUCUUUUCCUGCGAUAUCCGUGAAGGCUAUGGUGCCACCGAGACUGCCGCUGUCUGCUCUAUGACCAUGCACGCUGAUAGCCGUGCUGGCCAUGUUGGUCGCCCUGCUGGAUGUAACGAGCUCAAGUUGAUUGAUGUACCUGAGAUGGACUACUUGUCGACCGAUAAGCCGAACCCACGUGGUGAAGUGUGUAUCCGUGGACACAAUGUAAUCAAGGGCUAUUAUAAGGACGAGGAAAAGACGCGCGAAGCAUUCGACGAUGAAGGAUGGUAUCAUACGGGUGAUGUGGGCAUGUUCGACGAGCGUGGCAGUCUUAUCUUGAUCGACAGAAAGAAGAAUAUUUUCAAGCUGGCCCAGGGUGAAUACAUUGCACCUGAAAAGAUUGAAAACAUAUACGCCAAGCAUCCUAUUGUCGCCCAAUUUUAUCUUCACGGCGACUCGCUUCAUCACUCGUUGGUUGGCAUCGUCGUCCCUGAUCCAGAAGGACUGGCUGAUUUGGUCCGAUCUAAGCUUCCUUCGUUAUCCGGUUUAAGCUACCACGAGCUUUGCAACAACAAGCAAGUAACCAAGGCAGUGUUGGAUCUGUUGACGCAAGUUGGCAAGAAGGGUGGUCUGCGUGGUUUCGAGUUUGCAAAGGCCAUCCGUUUGGUGACAGACCCCUUCUCCAUUGAUAACGGUUUGUUGACUCCUACUCUUAAAGUCAAGCGUCCGCAGGCACGGAAGCACUAUGAAGUACAAAUCGCUGAACUUUAUGAAGAACUGGGUGCGGCCGAUGGUUCGACGGCUGCUACUGCCAGGUUGUAAAAGCUAUAAAUAAAAGGAAAUACCAGUCGAGCUGCUACAAUAAAUCACCAAGAAGAUAAAUUUCUUGUUAUAUUGUUAAAUACAAGGUUUUAAAAUGCA